Drosophila obscura is the source of this 5906-nucleotide messenger RNA. RefSeq names its product protein virilizer (gene vir). NCBI's taxonomy places the organism in Eukaryota, Metazoa, Arthropoda, Insecta, Diptera, Drosophilidae. The record is from RefSeq and is a predicted model, not a curated record. The transcript has 6 exons. Gene Ontology annotation, molecular function: RNA binding. The coding region runs from base 110 to 5734 and encodes 1874 amino acids. Gene Ontology annotation, cellular component: RNA N6-methyladenosine methyltransferase complex.
AUUUUAGCGUUAAAUUCGUGGUCACACAGCACCUGACGCUAGUUUUUGGUUAUUUUGGAAAAUAAAUAUUUAAAAACUGAUUAAAACUUGCUCCUGAGACAGCAACAACAUGACCGAAGUGGACGAUGGAGCCGAGUUGUUGUUCUUCGACACCUUCUCCCACGAAGAUAUCACCGACAUAAACCUGGAUCUGGUGCAGUUCCCCAAGCCGGUAUUCAUCACGCAAGUGCGCAUUAUUCCGCUGGGUGCCCGGGUGCAGGCCGACUUUCCGGGCGGCGUUCGGCUGGGCGCCACGAACCCAUCCAAAUUUGAUCUGGAGUUCUUUGUCAACGACCUGGGCAUGCCGGGUGCCUCGGCGUUCGAAAAUCUGGGCUUGCUGCGCUACAACCAGAACGAUUGCAUUCACCUGGACUGCUCGCUGGAGAAGAUCCCCACCGAUGGCCUCGUCCUGCGCGGUUGGUACAGCACCAUCACCCUGGCCGUGUAUGGCAUCCUCACCAAUUCGGUGACACAGCCCAUUGCCAGUCCAACGCUGCCCUGCGAGCCUGCGGGACCGGAGAUGUGCAAUCUCAGUGCGGAGGCGCACAAUGUCCUGCUGCAGGAGGAGGUUCUGAAGGAUGAGUGGGCGGAGCCGAUUCCCGCAGAGCUGCUGGUGCCGCACAAGGCCGUCGUCAGUGACUACGAGCACGAUGACUUGGAGUACGGGCUGUCGCGCGACCAUCAGCAGCAUUACCAUCAGCAUGCCGAGGAGGAGCAGCGAGAGCUGCGUCGCCUGCGACGCUCCACCCAUUCCACGGACCGUUCGCCGCCACCGCCGCCACCCAUGCGGACGCACACGCACUCGGAGAGCAACGAAAGGGAGUACAUCAGAUGUUCGCGCGACAAGGGAUCGAGGGAUUGGUCGCGUUCCCCGGAGUAUUCCAGCCAUCGGUCGCGUCGCAAGCGCUCCGACCGCUCCCGCUCGGACGCUGAUGAGCACAAGUGGCCACGCACGCCGCCCGCAUCGAUAGAUUCGCCCAUCAGACCGCGUUCGCCCGAUGCCAUGGACUACGAUGACGACGACUCCCGAUCCCACUACAAAAUGCAGGCCUCGCGUGGCUAUCGACACUCGUCGGAGUCGCUGCAUCGCGACCGGGAUGACGAGGAGCGCUCUGGCACGCCCCAGGAACAAUUUGAGCCAAUUCUCAGCGACGACGAGAUAAUUGGCGAUGACGAAGAGGACGAAUCCGAGGACGUGGCGGCGGCAGCCGAGUACGAGCGCGAGCUGGAGUUUGCCGCAGCCGUCGCCCCGCCAGCCAUCGAUGCGUUCGAGCCGUGGCAGAGGCCGCUGCUCAUGUAUGAGGGCGACCUGGCGGCGCACCUUAGCAAGGAGCUGGAAACGCUGCGGCUGCUCUUCAAGAAGCUGUCGCUGCAGACCCGCAGCGAGAGCGUCACCGCCUUCAGCGACGAUCACGGCCUGAGUGCGGACGAGCGCGAACAGUUUGUCUACCUGGGCGAGCAGUUGAACAACCAGCUGGGGUAUCUCUCGCAGCACUACAAGCGGCGCAACUUUGUGCUGCAGCAGUUCUUCAGCCACGACGAUGUGCAUCUGCGACAGGCGGCGAAUGUCCUGCAGGUGGCACUGAGCUUCCAGGCGGCCUGCGUGCAGCCGCAGCCCGCGUUCAAGAUACGACACAUCAAGCUGGGCGCCCGCAUGGCCGAGCUACUGGGCAGCAAUGAGCAGCUGUUUGGCCACCUGCUGCAGGAGCAGGGCUUUGAUCUGUUCGAGGCCGUGCUCAGCCUCUACAAGGAGCCCUACAUGGCCCUGUCCAUUAAGCUGCAGCUGCUCAAGGCCGUCUAUGCCAUGCUGGACACCCGGCUGGGCGUGCAGCACUUCCUCUCGCCCAAGACGAAUGGCUACCAGAUGGUUAUGGACUUCCUGAAGACGGCCAAGCUGACUAGGACCAAGUACGCCCUACAGGCCAUCAUCAAGAAGCUGCAUUUGUACGAGGCCUUGGCCAGCGUCCAGCAAUGCUGCCGCCAGAUCUUCGUGGAUCGAGAUGCCAGUGCUGUGCCGGAGUCAGCGCCAGAUGCCAGCCGCUUGGAGAUCUGCCAGAGGAUCGAGUUUGCCUUCCAGAUGCUGAUGGACGCCCUGACCGCCAGCCAAUUGAGUUACCAGCAGCCGCGCCGGUUCCUGCCCGUUUCCAAGAAGUUCGAAGUGCUCAUCGAUCCCACAGCCCAGCGGAGCUUUGGCAAUGCCCUGCAGUCGUAUUUCGUGCAGCAUUCGCUCGCCGAGUCCGUGCUGAUCAUCCUGAGCAAUCCCAAUGAGGUGCCGCCCUCCACAUUCCUGUGCACCCUAGACCUGAUGCACACCCUCCUGCUGUCCCAUGUGGGCAUCGAUUACUUUGUGGACGACGCCUUUCCCGUCACCCAAAUGAUCGUGUCCAUUCUGCUCGGCUUGGAUGAGGUGCCCAGCCAUCCGAGGCCGCAUGUGCUGGCUCCGCCAGCAAAGCUGGAGGAGGAAAAGGCAAAGGCGGAUCUGGAUCAGGAGAAGCCAAUGGACGCGAAUGAGCAGCCGAAGCCGGAUGAGGCGAAAGAGGCUGCCAUCAGCGAGGAGGAGCCAAAGCUUGCGCCCCCACCGCCAGUUGUGCGGCACCCCAUUCUUCGGCCAGUGCUCCCGCGCCUGGCCCGCCUGGGCAUCGAGCUGUCCUACAAGGUGCAGACUCGAUACCACCUCGAUGCCAUUGUGUUCACGGCCGCCUGUCCCGAGUACGACACCAUUACCAUAGCCACGCACAUGCACUCGAUCUACUCGCAGACGUGCGAUCCCGCCGGCAGACAGCACACUGUCGAGGUGCUGGGGCUGAACAACAACCUGAAGAUCUUCAUGGAUCUGAUCAAGAAGGAGCAGCGACUGCAGACUCAGCGCCAGCUGCUCAGCUCGCCGGGCACCAAGUACAAGAGUCCGGUGCUCAGCUAUGCGGUGGACAUGGUGGACGCCUGUGUGCGCUACUGCGAGCAGCUGGACUACCUCAUCGAGCACGGCGGCGUCAUACUGGAGCUGGCCAAGAACCACGAGACCUUCGAGCCAUCGGUGUCGGCGGUGCUGCAGGAGAUGUACGUGUACAUGAAGCCCCUGGAGGCCAUCAAUGUGUUUGUCUACGACGACAUAAUGCCCCUGGUGGAGGUGAUUGGUCGCUCCCUCGACUAUCUGACCACGUUCCCCGGCGAUCUGAUCAUGGCGCUGCGCAUUCUCCGCUUUCUGGCCAUCAGCAGGCCGCGCCAGAAGUCGCACGGCACCGAGGAGCUGAAGCAUCGGUUUGUGGCCCUGCAGCUGUAUGCUGCGGAUGGGGUCCAGCUGCUGCUGCAGAUCAUGGAGCGACUGUGCACGCACUUUGAGCAGCCCGGCAUACACGCACCCGCCCUGAUGACCAUCCAGGGCGUACAUUGCUGCCAGAUCAUGCUGCCCACACUGCAGAUCCUUCGCGAGCUGCUCUCCUACGCCAUACUGUGCCGCAACGGCACCUACAAGGAUCUCACGGCCAUCGACCACCUGGUGAAGGUGUACUACCUGCUCUUCUACUACCCCUCGCGCUGCCAGGCCGGCGCAGAGGUGGAGCAGUGCAAGCUGGAGGUGGUGCAAAGCCUGUUGGCCUACACCCAGCCGCACGAGCAGGAUGCCGAGUCGCUGCACAAGUCCCUCUGGACGCUGAUGAUACGCGAGGUGCUGAAGAAUAUCGAUGGACCCGCGCACUUUAUACCAGGACUCAAACUGCUGGCCGAGCUGCUGCCACUGCCACUGCCCAUGCCCCAGCCGCUGAGCGAUCAAUUGAAGCAGCAGCACAAGCAGCGACUGAUUACCGAGCGGAAGCUCUGGUCCGCCCACCUGCAUCCGCAGAGCGGGCAGAUCGCCAAGCUGGUCGAGGCCCUGGCUCCGUCGAGUUUCCCGCAGCUGGCGGAACUGCUGCAGCGCGUCUGCAUGCAGCUCUCGGAUCUGGCCCCGAACAUGACCCUGCUGAUAGCCAAGACCAUCACGGAGCUGCUGUGCACCGAGUACCAGACCUCCAAUUGCAUUCCCACCACCAAUCUGGAGCGGCUGCUCCGCUUCUCGACGCGCCUCUGCGCCUUUGCGCCGCUGAAGAGCUCCAUGCUCUCGAUUCUGUCCGGCAAGUUCUGGGAGCUCUUCCAAUCGCUGCUGGCCCUCAAUGAGUUCAACGAGGUGGUGACCAAUUGCCAGGAGGCGGUGCACCGCAUCCUCGACAGCUUCCUGGACUCGGGCAUCUCCCUGAUAUUCCACAAGUCGACGGCUCUGCCAGCACUGAAUCUCUCUGCCGCGCUGCCGCCCAAGGAGCUGAUACCGCGGAUCAUCGACGCGGUGUUCAGUAAUCUAACCAGCGUCGAGGUCACCCAUGGCAUAUCCAUACUGGCGGUGCGCAAUCUGGUGAUACUCACCGAGCACGACUUCACCUUUUACCACUUGGCACAGCUGCUGAAGCAGAAGCUCACCGAAUUCCAGGCCUGGAUGGAGCGCGUCAUCCUGCACAACGAGACGGUGGAGUACCAUGCCAACAUCGAGUCGCUGAUCCUGCUGCUCCGUUCGCUCACGCAAAUUGAACCGCCGCCGCCAAUGUCCGCGAUGCCGAAUCGCACCCUCAAGCUGGGCGCCACUGAGCUGGCCCAGCUGGUGGAGUUCCAGGACAUUGAGAUGGCCAGGCCGCCGGUGCUGGCACGCAUACUGCGGGUGAUGGACAAGUACAAGGCGGUGGCCAAUGAGGCGGCAGUGUGCGACCUCAAGCAAUUGAUUAUCCUGCAUGCCUCCAGGCAGGAGGCAAGCGCCAGCAUAGAAACGCUGCCCGCCGCCCCCGUGGAGACCGAAAGUGAGCCAGGCAAUCCGGCUGCCAGCAGCGGCAGCACCAGCAGCACCAGCAGCAGCAGCACCAGCGGAUCCCUUAGCGUGGAACCCUUUCUGCCGCAGGCCGAGGGCAUUGUCACACAGUACGAGGCGCGUCCGAUCUUCACGCGCUUCUGUGCCACGGCCGAGAAUCCGCAGCUUACGGCUCGCUACUGGCUGGAGCCGCUGCCCAUCGAGGUGAUCGAGGACAUGAACGAGCCGCUCUACGAGCGCAUAGCCUGCGACCUCACUGACCUGGCCAAUGUCUGCCUCAAUCCGGACCUGGCCACCUCCGGCGACUCGAAGCGCACGCUGAAUCUGUCCGGCUCGCCGCAGUCGAACCGCGAGAUGACGCCCACAGCGCCCUGCUUCCGUACACGGCGUGUGGAGGUGGAGCCGGCAACGGGGCGGCCAGAGAAGAAAAUGUUCGUCUCGGCGGUGCGAGGAAGAGGCUUUGCCCGUCCGCCGCCUUCGCGUGGCGAUCUGUUCCGUUCGCGUCCGCCCAACACGUCGCGUCCGCCGUCGCUGCAUGUGGAUGACUUCCUGGCCCUGGAGACCUGUGGCGCACAGCCCACUGGACCAACGGGCUACAACAAGAUACCCUCCAUGCUGCGGGGCUCGCGAGUGGGUCGCAAUCGUGGCUCGCGCAUCUCGGCAGCGGCUGCCUUUAGACAAAAGAAAAUUAUGCGCAUGGGCUCGCCCUCCAGCUGGACAGAGUCUGGUGGCGGCGGCGGCGGCGGUGGGUCGUAUCGUUCCAGCUCGGAAUCGCAUUUUGGCGGCAGCGACUCGCACUACUCCUCGCCCCACUACAGUGGCAGACCGCGUGGUCGUGGUCUGCGCUCCCGCCCGCCCUACCUGCGCUAAGGACGCAAAGAUCAAGGACAGAUCCAUAUCUGCAUCUUAAGCUUCAAUGUAUUUCCCCUUAAUUUAAGUCGAGAUCUCCCGGAAGAUGGGGGUUCGAUGUCAGUUUGUCUUGAUUAUACCAUUCGCAAUAAAGCUCGGAUCUAUACACAGUUAAUAAGGAUCGAAAAGAUCU